AUGAAUUUCCAGGUCGACCGCGGGCUUAGGGUGCCCAACAACAACCCGAGGGACGAGAUGACUUCACCUUCGUCUGCCAGCUCCCUGUCUCUUCACAGUCCAACUGAAGAGAGCGGUUCGUCUGAUGAGGCGAGGAGGUAUCCGCAUGCGACACCAUAUCUCUGUUCCGUCCGGUUCCGUUCACCACGCCGUUUUUGGGACCUCGUUCCCCUGAGCGUGCGGCAGUUCCUACGAAAACAGAGCAUCGGAAGAGAUCUUGUCGGUAUGACUCUGGGAAUUACGGUUGGGGCAUCUACCGUUUUACUCAUCCUCUUCGCCCUGGUGUUUGUUUCGAAACCCGACUCCUCCAUCCAGUCCUUGCCCUACGAGUUCAUAUCCAGCAACCCUCUCUCCUCGGAUGGGAACUCGGACGAAGUCAUGAACCGCUGGCUGGCGGAUUACUCCCGCUCGGUCAUCCCCAAGCCAUGCCACUCCCACAACGACUACUGGAGGCCCUACCCCCUGUUCUCGGCCCUCGUCGCCGGCUGCACGGGGGUCGAGGCCGACAUCUGGCUCAGCGACGACGGCACCGACCUCCUGGUCGGCCAUGACCGCGGCGCCCUCUCGGCCAACAAGACGCUCACGACCAUGUACCUGGACCCGCUCAUGAAGAUACUCGACGCCGAGAACCCCGAGUCUCGCUGGGCGAACCACACCCCGUACGACCAGCCCAGGGGCGCCUUCAAGACGGACCCCAACGCCACGCUGGUCCUCCUCAUCGACGUCAAGUCCGACCCCCGGGACACCUGGCCCCUCCUCGUCAAGCAGCUCGAGCCCCUCCGACGGAAGCAGUUCCUCACGCGCUACGAGCACAUCCAGGUGGGCCCCGGCUUGGAGACCAAGCAGAGCCGGUGGCCCGCCGCGGUGACGGUCGUCGGCACGGGCAACCUCGACCGGCCCACCUUUUACGACUACGAGAACCGGAGCUACCCGGACUUCUACGCGUACCACGACACCUUCAUCGACGCGCCCCUGGAGGUCCUGCCGGUCGAGAACACGUUCUGGCGGUACGAGGGCAACGACCCGGACUACCGGGGGGCCAUCACGUCGUCGAGCCGGAUGUGGGACGUUGACGAGACGUACAUGACGUCGACGUCGUUCAAGCAGGCCAUCGGCUCCGUCCGGACCGGCUUCAGCGGCGCGCAGCUCGCCCGGCUGCGGCAGCAGAUCAAGACGGCCAGGCUGAGCGGGCUGAGGACGCGGUACUGGGACAUCCCGGACUGGCCGAUCGGGUACCGGGAAUACAUAUGGCAGGUGCUGGUCGAGGAGGGCGUCGACCUGCUCAACGUGGACGACCUGGAGGGCGCCACGAGACGGGGCUGGGUCGAGGGCUACAUCAAGGACGUCAUCUGGAUGGCCGUGGUCUCGACGUACGUCUUUGGCUGCGGCUUCGCCAUGCUCGUCAUGUGGCGGCGCUACCUGAGGAGGCGGUGGAUGCAGAGGAUCGCGGACGCGAACAAUGCUGAGCUGGUUGGACACAUGGGGGCGGCGUAG
Colletotrichum higginsianum IMI 349063 is the source of this 1533-nucleotide messenger RNA. RefSeq lists its product as uncharacterized. Gene Ontology annotation, molecular function: phosphoric diester hydrolase activity. The record is from RefSeq and is a predicted model, not a curated record. Lineage: Eukaryota; Fungi; Ascomycota; Sordariomycetes; Glomerellales; Glomerellaceae. Bases 1 to 1533 code for a protein of 510 amino acids. Gene Ontology annotation, biological process: lipid metabolic process. The transcript has 2 exons.